Molecule: messenger RNA, 270 nt
Organism: Iphiclides podalirius (scarce swallowtail)
Lineage: Eukaryota; Metazoa; Arthropoda; Insecta; Lepidoptera; Papilionidae
Source: the annotation of a GenBank genome assembly
AUGUCACUGACACUUGGUCUUAUUAUAAUUCUGUUUAUAUCAGGAUUUUUCCCUGAAUCACAGAGAGCGCUUGCCACGUGCCAAGGAAUAAACAAUUGUUUUGACAAAGUGCUCAAAUCGCAUAAAAAGUUUGUGAAAUCAUUGAAGACUGAAAAGCUAAGAUUUGGAAAAUAUUGGCGCCACCCAAAAAAUAAAGUUCAGCGUCAAUCUGGCUAUGCAAAUUAUGAUGAUGACUACCACUCUAUAUCCGAGUCAUUCUUUUAUAAAGAU